AUGUCGACGAGGAGAGUUCCGCUCUCUACCACCAAUCCCAAUGUGGCCAAUUCGCCCAUGAGAGCCGCGGCUAUUGCCAAUGGCAUCAAAAAGUCCCGUUCCCACGCGGAUGCGGCGAGGGAGGAUGUAUACGGUCAGCCUCCGCCCGCAAAACGCCAGAUGGUCGAGCGUGGCGUCGCGUCGCCGUCGCGCGUCAGGACGACCCGGACUGUUGUUCAUAGGACCGCUACACGGGCGACAGCAAACCCCGCGGCAACGCAGAAGGAGUCGACAGCCGCUACGAUAUACCCUGAGGAGGCAGACGAAGAGGAGCAGGCGAACUUGCGGACGUGGUACACCCAGAUUCGUGCCCGGUUCCCCAAGAUGGUGUUCUACUUCGAAAGCGUCCCAGACGACACGCGGGCCAGGCUCGCAAAGCAGGUUGCCCGUCUGCAUGCCCGCGAGGAGAAAUUUUUCUCCAUCGACAUCACUCACAUCGUCACCACCCGGCCGAUCCCACCUGACAAGUCGAGACAGGAACGCGAGCGAGUCCUUAAUGGCCAGGGGGAUAGCGAACAACCCAAGACGAUUGACCCUGCUCUCUUGAACCGGCCCGUGGAUGUUACCCGGAGGCGGUUGACGUACGACUCACUAUCCGGCCGAAAGCCCUCGGCCUUGAACCCGAACGACCCGCUCCGGCGUCCCAAGAUGCGAAGCACCGAUAUUCUGGACCGUGCCCGGGACAUGGGGAAAAAGAUUUGGUCUCUGGAGAAGCUGGUGAAAAUUCUGGAGAUUGCAUUGAAGUCGGACCCGUGCACCAAGACAGAAGGCCGGGCAAGCACGCAAAGCACAAACAAACAGCCUGCUGAGCCGACAGCCAAUCUAGCGAAACUUCUGCAGGAGGAACGCGUCAAUGCCGCCGUGUCGAACAAGGAGCUGCACUCGUUCAAGGGCGUCUACAUCUAUGUGUAUGACGUCGAAGAGAGGACGAAGCCUAUUAUGGUCAGGGAGUACCCCAAAGCUAGCGAGCCAAAGGACCAAGAGUGGCCGCAAUUCCGUGUCGCAUCACAGGGUCGCUGCCCCUUUAUUUAUGAAGAGAGCUGCGACGCGCCAGAGAAGGAAGAUCGUGAGCUAGAGGCGGCCAGGGCCCGGGCCCGGGCCAAGGCAAAGGCUGCUAGAGCGGCUGCUGAAAAGCAAGCCGAGCAAGUCAUGCCAAAGCCCAGAGCUAGCGAGAUUCCGUCGAAAGCAACAACUGGAAAGCGUACCCUGACGGAAAUGGAAGACGGCCACAACCGAGGUACUACGAGCUCUCGUACCGCCGAGCCGCUGGAUAGGGCCAAGGUCUCGAACCCCCCUUCUUUCGACUUUCGCUCUCAAAACGCAUUCAUUAGCCAUGCGAAGGCGGGCCGGUUUCUAGCGGGUGAGCCGGUGGCAUCCGGCCUCCAGGCUUCCAACAUCACGUCGGCGAUCCGGUCCCAGAUGAUCUCAUCCACUACAGGGGGCGUGUUAGGCGCCAAGGCCGGCACCAGCAAGGAAAUUCACGGUCUCCAACGCAAGGUCGUUCUGCAAAAGGCCAGCAAUCCCGCGCUCUCGCAGGAUCUCAGCUCCCGUCGUUUGGCCGAGAUGAGCCAUGAUAGCAACGCUUGCGUCCGAUCUGCCAGCAUCAGCCAGACAUCGCAGCGGAGGUUGGGCCCGGUUGACGAGGAGGGCAUGUCGAGACAGAGGGAGAAGUUGCGGCGGACCGCCAGUGUCCCGGUCUCGCAGCCGCGGCCGAAGCGCGACCCGAAGCCGGGGUAUUGUGAGAACUGCCAGGAUAAGUUUGCGGAUUUUGACGAGCACAUCGUAUCCCGCAAGCACCGUAAAUUCGCGGAGAAUAACGAUAACUGGACACAACUCGAUUCCCUCCUUUCCCAGCUAAGGCGCGUGCCGCGAUACUAA
Molecule: messenger RNA, 1917 nt
Organism: Dichotomopilus funicola
Lineage: Eukaryota; Fungi; Ascomycota; Sordariomycetes; Sordariales; Chaetomiaceae
Product: Dfp1/Him1, central region-domain-containing protein
Exons: 3
Coding region: 1-1917 (638 amino acids)
Biological process (GO): regulation of cell cycle phase transition; positive regulation of nuclear cell cycle DNA replication
Cellular component (GO): Dbf4-dependent protein kinase complex
Molecular function (GO): zinc ion binding; protein serine/threonine kinase activator activity; nucleic acid binding
Source: RefSeq, a predicted model, not a curated record